Aspergillus eucalypticola CBS 122712 is the source of this 249-nucleotide messenger RNA. RefSeq lists its product as uncharacterized. NCBI's taxonomy places the organism in Eukaryota, Fungi, Ascomycota, Eurotiomycetes, Eurotiales, Aspergillaceae. The transcript is spliced from 2 exons. The coding region runs from base 1 to 249 and encodes 82 amino acids. The record is from RefSeq and is a predicted model, not a curated record. Gene Ontology annotation, molecular function: methyltransferase activity.
AUGAAAGGCGCGAGCGUCUAUUACAUGCGGAACGUGCUGCAUGACCACCCGGACGACAAGUGUGUGCAGCUGCUGCGGCUCCAGAUUCUCCGUGAGACUGGCGCUGGGCCUCGGGUGGUUGAGAUCGAUAUCGCCAUGAUGGCGUGCUUGGCGGCCAGGGAGCGAACUAAAGACGAGUGGGGUAACCUCGUUCGCGCCGCAAGGCUGCCCUUGGUGGAAACGUUUACCUACGCGACCGACUUAGGCUAG